Pristis pectinata (smalltooth sawfish) is the source of this 1526-nucleotide messenger RNA. RefSeq names its product gamma-glutamylcyclotransferase-like. The record is from RefSeq and is a predicted model, not a curated record. Lineage: Eukaryota; Metazoa; Chordata; Chondrichthyes; Rhinopristiformes; Pristidae. The transcript is spliced from 4 exons. The coding region runs from base 142 to 780 and encodes 212 amino acids. Gene Ontology annotation, molecular function: gamma-glutamylcyclotransferase activity.
CUUCCGCCAUCGCAGCCGCGGAGGCCGGCAGUGACCCCGAAUCCACCAGUACCACCCCCCUCGGCCGUCCACCAUUAACAGCCCAAGCCAACCACCCAGCACCUUCUGUGGGUGCGCGCAGGCGCAGUAACGUCCAUUGCGAUGGCUCGGGCGGGGGUAAUGAUCCGAAUAGCGUUGUGUCUGCGGGGUUUUGGUUUCGUCUUUGCCAUGAUUGCGGUUGAGAAGACCCAAGGCCUUGUCGGCGGCGAAGACUUCCUCUACUUCGCCUACGGGAGUAACAUGCUGCAGGGGCGGCUGCAGUUGCUCAACCCUUCAGCGGUGCGGGUGUCGGUGGGCUGCUUGAAGGGCUAUAAGCUUGCAUUUGGCCAUAAGAAUACGAGUGUAACCCGGUGGGGAGGAGGUGUUGCCACUAUUAUUCCAAGUCCUAAUGAUGAAGUAUGGGGAGUUAUAUGGCGCUUGAAAACCAAUGAUCGACAGUCUUUGGAUGACCAAGAAGGUGUUCAGGGAGGGAUCUAUAGUCCAAUGGAGGUUAAAGUUGAGCAGGAAGAUAUGGGAGAAGAAAUUAUUUGUCUGACAUAUCAGAUGAAUCAUUUUAAUUCCUCCCUUGCAUCGCCACUUUACAAAGAGGUGAUCGUCAAAGGUGCAAGAGAAAGUGGGUUGCCUGCUGAAUAUAUUAAGAAGCUGGAUACUAUAUUGACUAAUAAUUACAAUGAAACUACUCCAUUUACAAUUCAAAUUAUUGCGAUUUUGCAUCAAGAACAAAACAAUACAUCCAUAUAAAAUAUUUUUUUGAAAAAUUAAUUGUUAUACAGGGUAUAUCUUAAAUUUGCUCAGCUCAGAGGAUUAUGUUGAAUUGAGUUUGGAGAUCAAAAUUUUAUAAAUUUAGAAAUUGGACUGAUUGAGAAUUAUUUCAUGAUUUUACUUUUUUUGCACAUCUUGAUUUUCAUUGAAGUUGCGGAGCUUUCUAAAUCACCUUUUCCCUGUCUAAUAUUUUUAAUUAGUAUCUAAUGAUUUUUGUGCUUCAUAUAUAUUAAUAUGUUGUACUUAGAAAAAUUAAGCAUUGUAACUGAUUCCUUGACCUUUUAUUGUAAAGCACAUUUUGGCAUUGUCCAGUCAUUUUCCAAUAAAAUAUCCAUCACGGGUCAAUAGACUAUUCAAUGAACUGGAGUGUGGAAGCGACAGAUAUCCAGUCUUCCCUAUUACUGCAUAGGCAAAUUCCAAGAUAAACUGCGUAAGCUUCAGAUUAGUUCACACUCUUCCCAAAAAAAAACUGCUGUGUAAGUUAUUUUUACUUCUAUUGUGCCAUAUAGCACAGCAGUCGUCACAUUAUUUAGGAAAAUAUUAGCAUUAGUCAUCAUUAUGAUCUGUGAUUUUUGUGCCAUCAUUGAUGGAUUGGGUUCCUUUUUGCAAGUUUCAUCAAUAAUUGUUAUUGAAUUUCUGGGGAACUUAUUAUGAUUCAAGCCGACGUUCAAAGGACUCUAGUAAGAUAUUAAUAGCUAUACAGCAUGGGGCUCCAAGCAACUUUG